Messenger RNA from Spodoptera frugiperda (fall armyworm), 17763 nucleotides. It is a transcript of the gene trx, whose product is annotated as histone-lysine N-methyltransferase trithorax. Gene Ontology annotation, cellular component: nucleus; histone methyltransferase complex. Bases 764 to 14101 code for a protein of 4445 amino acids. The record is from RefSeq and is a predicted model, not a curated record. NCBI's taxonomy places the organism in Eukaryota, Metazoa, Arthropoda, Insecta, Lepidoptera, Noctuidae. Gene Ontology annotation, molecular function: protein binding; DNA-binding transcription factor activity; zinc ion binding. The transcript is spliced from 13 exons. Gene Ontology annotation, biological process: positive regulation of DNA-templated transcription.
AAGCGAGCAAAUGUCGUUAUUGUGACCCGAUUCGUUCGCGCAGUUUAUAAUAGGUAGAUCAUAAGUGAACAUAACUUUUUAUUGACGAAAAAUGAGUGAAACGCCUCUAUGUAUAGAUAGAGUAGCGAGGUAACGAGUGUACUGUAGCGAGCGACAUGUUUGUUUUCAUACCGGUCCGAAUUAACGUCGCGAUUGGUUCAAAAUCCAUAACUGGCCUCCGAGAGCCAGGUGUCGUUCACACCGCGGCCUCGCGCCUCGUCUCGUUAAUCACUCGUGUACGCUAUUGUUAAAGCGCGGCGAACAGCCAUCUUUGUCAAAUUACGGCGAUUCAAUUUUAAUAAUUUGUUUAGUGAUAAAAUAAAUAAUCAAAUGGAACAAAACGCAGUGUUACUGACGCAUAGUGUUGUUGAAUCGGGAGUAUCGUUACAUUCUCUUUUGUUUCACUAGUAGCUUGACGCUUAGUUGAAUUGAAUGGAAGCGAUACGACUACGGCGUUAACAACCAGUCGACCAUUAAAAAUGAUGGAUGAUGUCGUCUUUUGCAAAAAACAGUGUUAAGUGAUGGUUUUAGUGAAUAAUGUGAAGGGUGAUGUUAGUGUUUAUGUUUGAGCGUACAUGCGAUGAGAACUGCGUCGUAAUUUGUUAUACACAUUGCAUAAAUGAGUGAAAUGGCGUUGCGGAGCGCGCGGGCCCGAGCAUGCGCGCCAGUUUCCUCGCAAUCGCUAGGAACGCACUGAGUGUUCUUCGUUUACGUGCAAAUCAAAAUGGGAAGGUCGAGAUUCCCAGGGAAACCACUCAAAUUCCAAAACAGAAAACGUAUUAGUGUUCUAUCGGGAGCUGUUUACCAUGAGACUGCUCCAGAGAAUCACCCGCCAGCGCGCGGCUCUACAGCUAAUGAUUUUGCUGGGGAACAAGAGGAGGAAGAAAAGAAAGAAAACAAUAAUGAGAAGGAGGCCGAUGAAACUAGCCAGAAUAAAGUGACUGAUAUAACAAAGAAUAAAACAGAACACCAAGACAAAAACAACAGCGAUUUGUCUAAAUCCCCAGUGAGAACCAGGUCUCAGAACAAAAUGGAGCCAGUUAAAGGAGAAAAACCUAAACCAGUGAAGAAAACAGUCACUUUUGGCACAGUGGAAAGUUGUGAAGAUAUAUUUUUCCCUCUAAAGAAGAUCCCACUGAAACAUCAUGCUCCCCUUGUGCCCAUUAUAAAGAAAAAGUCAUCUUUGAAACAAACGGAGUACUCUACAUUCAACAGUAUUCUGAAACCUGCAAAGUUAACAGAUUUAAGCUCAAAAUCUAAUUCAGAACAUCAAGAGGGUUAUUUAAGGAAGAAUCUGAACCCAUUAUCAAAGCCUAUGAACAAAUUUUCUCAAUUUAGUGAAAGCCGUUGCAUGUCACCUCCACCCAGGAAUGCAUCACCGGUUGAGAAAGAUAGUGGAAGCUCUACAAAGUUUGUUUUACCUGUUAGAAGUGCUCAUUCUUCAAGAGUCAUCAAGCCAAAUAAGAAAUUCAUUGAUGGUGAGGAACAAACAACUACAAGUAGCACAAUAACAUCAAGUAAAGUACUCAAAAAGCCUAAAUUAAAGAGAUUAGUGUUUAACAACAUGCACAAUGAUGAUGACACACCUGAUGAAGAAGACACUGAGAAAAGUAACUCGAAUGAAAAAGCAAAGGAUACUCAAUUACAACCAUUAAAGUCUUCUAAUCUUUUCAAAGACAAAACAUCAAAUUCAUUUUCUAGUCUCAGUGUUGGCAAUAGAAAAGUACAUGAUCUGUUCUCAUAUGAGAAAGAACCUUCCCAGGAUGAAAACUCUAAUCUAGAGACUAUUGAAAAGUUAAAAUCACCUGAACCACCAAAGGAAGAUAGAACAGGGCAUGCAAUGAGGAAACUCAUGGACAUUUCUGAUGCAAGUAGUUCAAGUAGUACUAGCAGUGGAUCUGAGUCUGAAGACAGUUGGGACAGUGCCAGUCCUGGUGCAAGUGGAGAUGAGGAAGAAAAGCCACCACCCGCCAGUCCAGAGAAAGAUAAAUCAUCUGCAUCUCAAUUGCUCAGAGGAAAAAUAAUUCUUAGAGAAGCAAGAUUACAACUGAAUCCACCAACUCAGUCUACAUCAGCUUUAGAUGGGCCUUUCUCUACUGUAACAUCAUCAUCCUCUCCAGUUCCCCCAACAACAGUCACUUGUGGAGUUUGUGGUGCUGUAAGGUUUUAUAGGUUUGUGAAACAGGCAAGGAAAUUUGGAAUAUAUUCAUGUGAAUCAUGCCGCAAGUUUAUAUCCAAAAUGUUGAAGAAAGAAAAGUUAUCACAAAAGUCAGGUCAAGUUGUUAUGCAGUGUUUGAAAGGCGAAGGAAAUUGUCAUGUACCUCCAAUAGUCCGUUCACAACAAUGGAAGCUACUACGGUGCACUAACAAAGCUCGAUGUCCAGCAUGCUGGCUCAAGAUGUGCCUAAAGGCAUUCCAGGUACCACCUAGCAUAAGAGCUGGCCUCACGGCAAUGUUGCCUCCUUUCAUGAGGUCAGCUGUUAAAACGCCUGGUUGUUUGACACAGGCAAACCCCCUGAGAAUAGCAAGCAACACUACUCCAAAUACACCAGUGUUUGCUAUUACUAAUACAGACAACGAAAAUAGUAAGAUUUUCGGCACUAUUAAGCCAAGUAAGAAGAUUGAGGAAAUUGAAAAAGUAGAGGAAAAGCCUACUAAAGACCGUCCAGUCACUGGUGAAUCUGUUGAAGAAAUUAAUGCUAAUAGGAAGCGCCAGUUGACAAGGGUUAAAGUUAGGAAAAAAGAUAAAACUGAUACAAAUAAACAAACAGAGGACCCCAAAAGACAAAAGGUGGAACUCAAAGGCCCGAGAGUCAAACAUGUUUGUAGAAGUGCAUCUAUUGUCUUGGGACAGCCUAUUGCUACAUUCCCUACACAAGAUGAGAAAGAAAAGCAGGAGAAGACUCUUUCCACUGAGGAUGAGGGUGCUCUAUGCAUUAUGGAGAAAGACAGAGAGACCCCUGACUUAUCCAGCUGUGAAUCUGAGAUGGAUUCUGAGAACAAAGCUCCUCAGAUCAUUUCAGAUGCAAUUGUUUCUAAAGAGAGUGAUGUAGAAGUGCAGGUUGAGCCUAAGAAGAGGAAGAUUGAACAGCCAAUCCCUGUCAAAGCACAAAGCAAGGCUGAAUCUAGUGAAGAUGAAACCGUUAUGGAUCUUGUACCUAAGAAGACAUUCAUGAAGCCUCUUACCAACAUUACUAAUGUUCGAAGUAGGUCUCAGAAAUGUGGGCAGAAUAGGCCAGAGCUCAUUUGUGUUGACUUUUGGGAGAGCUAUGACCCUGAUGAAGUGUGCAGCUCAGGUUUUGGACUUAUUGGCACUGGCUCAUUCACUGUUGCUAGACUGUGCUUCCUGUGUGGGAGUGCAGGCAAAGAGAAGAUGCUGGUGUGCUGGUCGUGCUGCGAGUGGUACCACGCGUGGUGCGCCGAGGAGGCGGCGGGCGGCGGCGGCUGGACGUGCGCGCGCUGCGUGGCCUGCGCCGCCUGCGCGCGCCCCGCCGCCCGCCUGCGCUGCCGGGCCUGCGCCGCCCACUACCACGCCGCCUGUCUGCCUGCGCCCCCGCCUGACCAUCGCUCUGACUGGCCACAGAUCUGCAGUGCGUGCCUAAAAUGUAAGAGCUGUGACAGCAGCCGAGUGAGCAAGUUCGUAGGAAGCCUACCAUUCUGCGGGCCUUGCUUCAAGCUACGGCAAAAGGGCAACUACUGCCCGCUGUGCCAGGCUUGUUACCGAGAUAAUGACUUUGAUAGCAAGAUGAUGGAGUGUGGCUGGUGCGGUAGAUGGGUCCACGCCAGUUGUGAAGGUCUGACAGGCGAAGGAUAUCAGUUACUGUCAGCCUUACCACCCUCAAUCGAAUACAUUUGCUGUAAGUGUAUGCCUGUCGAUCCUCCAUGGAGGAAAAUGCUCACUGAACACCUCAAAGGAAGACUUCUUCAUCUACUGAAGCUGCUCGCUAAGAAUAAGAAAGCUUGUGCGUUACUAAAAUUAACGCCACAUAAAAAUACACCUGUACCGAACAAGCCCUACCGGCUCAUGUCACCCCAAGCUAUUAGAAAACUUCAGUUUGAUGUCGUCGAUGUUUCUAUGAAGACUUCUGAGACUAAAGUGUACAGAAACACUGCGAGAGGAAGGCGGAAUAUGCCGCAGAACAAAGACGAGUCACACGCACCACACGUGUGGCAGUGCCCAUCAUUGUUACAAGAUGUUGACAUGGAAAAGGAAGAAAUUCCUCAUACAUCACACAAAGUUGUAAAUCUGCAAGAGCCAUUGAUGCAGAAUAAGGAGAUAUGCUUCUCUACUGGACUAUACGGUACUAAAACCGAAUUUGAGGCUUCAUGUGUUGAGGUCCAUGAAAAUUAUCCUCCACAACCAAAGUCUGAGAAGGCUACUACAAUGUUGCCGACAACUAUACACGAUGACAAGUAUGAGGCGAUAUCAGAUGAUGAUGAACCCAUGAAAGGAUUCCCGCAAGCUCGUAGCGAGCAGGAUCUGAGCCCAGUUGUCUUACGACAAUCUGAAAUGGACUCUACCAGUGAUGACGGCGACAGAAUAAUUUCACCGUCACUCCUAGACAUCAAGAAAAGAGUGAAUAGUGAUGGAUAUGUGUCACUAAAAGACUUCAAUCACGAUAUGAAGGAGGUCAUCCAAAGAACAACAAGUAAUGACCUUACUUCAAUAUACAAGGACUUAUUCUCAGAGACAUUCCCUUGGUUUGACUGUGAAAACAACUGCCUGCAACCCAACUUAGAAGUUGAGGGUGAGCAGGAAGAUUCUGAAUCCAUGAAAGACCUUGCUAUUGCUGACAGCAAAAUCAAAGCUGCUGUGCAAUCUAUUGAACGACCAAUGGAUCAAAUUGUGCCCAAACUGGAAACUGACAGUGAGAAAUUGGAAGAAGAUCUAUUAGAAUUCUAUCCAAUGGUGGACUCAAGAGUGUGUGUGCUUUGCAAAGUUGUGGGUGAUGGGUCACCGUCCAUGGAGGGGCGGCUACUUUAUUGUGGACAAAACGACUGGAUUCAUUCCAACUGUGCAUUGUGGUCAGCAGAGGUCUUUGAGGAAAUUGAUGGAUCUUUGCAAAAUGUACACUCUGCCAUAUCCAGAGGGAAGAUGAUUAAAUGCGCGGCUUGCGAACUAAAAGGUGCUAGUGUUGGCUGUUGUGCUAAGAACUGUAGUGAGACAUAUCAUUAUACCUGUGCGAGGAAGGCGACUUGUGCAUUCAUGGAUGACAAGAGGGUGUUUUGCCCCUCUCAUGGCAAGGAUGUGCCAAAGAAGAGUUUACAGAAAGAUGCUGACUUUGAACUCACUAGGCCAGUGUAUGUAGAACUUGACAAGAAGAAGAAACGAUACAGUGAAAUUACCAAAGUACAAUUUAUACUGGGCUCCUUAACGGUUCAUAGCCUCGGAAAAAUAGUUCCUUCUGUGUCUGACUAUGAAGAGUUCCUAAUGCCUGUAGACUUUUCGUGUACGCGCCUUUUCUGGUCUUGUAAGAAGCCUACCAAAAUUGUGAGAUAUACUAUCAAGACUAAACUAAUACUUGCUGAACCACUGCCAGGUUUUGACUUUGGUGUGAACAUCACAGUAGACCACACCUUAGAUGUUCAUGUUGUGGAGAGAGUAAUGGCAGAGAUUGGUGCCUGGCAUGAGAGCAUUGAGACGGGCACUGGCAAGUCUGUAUUAAUGCUUAAAAACGAUAAGUCACCAAUCAAGUUUGGUAACACAGUGACAUUAGAAGAUUUAGCUGUGAAACAAGUUGUGGAAUACUUGCUAGACAAUGUUUGCAAACAAGAACAGCAGGAUGAAGAGGAGCCACAGAACACAGCUGACCUUCUCCCACCUGAAGUCAAAGAUGCUAUAUUCGAAGACCUAAACCACGAUCUUCUUGAUGGUAUAUCAAUGCAAGACAUAUUCCAAGACCUCAAAAACGAAUUCUAUUGCGCUAUGGGUCAGUCAGAUGAUAAAAGUAAUGACAAAUCUGAUUUCCGCUCAACGGAUUUCAUCGAUGAACUCUUGAACUCGAGGUUCGAAACUGGCAGUAAAGAGCUGAAAAGGAGCAAAUCCGAAAUGCUUUUACAGAGCCAUAAUCUCAAGACCUUGACAACUGGUCGCGGCCAACAAAGAUCCAGCAGUUGGAAUAAUAAGUUCGACACAAGUCUACUAUCGUCUACAAUAAAGAGGUGCAAAAUGGGUAAAACAUCCACAGUGACUGGUAAGCUGAGUCCUGUUCAAAGAGUACCUUUGACAGAGAAUCCAAUGGAUUCGAUAAAAGAGGCUGACAAUACUGAUAAGAAAGUGAAAGUAGAGACAUGCACUAGCGGUGCCAUAUGUGAGGAGGCGGCGCAUUCGUCGGGCAUCACGUAUCGUACUACUUCACCUAAACAAAAAGAGGACCCUAGCAACAGCAAGACAGACAAGAAUGAAGGCUAUUAUACUGACGUCAUAGACUUUUACACUAAAAUCCAGUGUAGCCCUAUUUCUCAGUUAGACGGUGCCGCAGACUGGUCUGGUUCGGAGAGCACGUGCAGUUCUCGGCCAGGCAGUCCUCGAGACAAUGACAAUGAUUUCACGCCAAUACAGCAACUCGAUGGCGCUGAAGACAACCAUCAUGGGAAUGACAAUAUGCAGCGAGGGCAGACCAAUCAGUUCAUGUACCGAGCUAGUGGAACUGAGAGCUAUACAGUGACGUUUGCUGGCAACUCUAUAAGCGGUCAGCCAGAACUUGUGAUGCGGCCAUUGGAUGAUGGCUCAGGUAACUCCAAUCACAUUGAACAGCCAGUGAGAUGUGACAGAUGCCAAUGUACUUACAGAAACAAGGAGUCUUACGACAGACAUGUCCCGUCGUGCGAUAUGAUGUCGACAAGCGAAAGUGAGAGCGAAAAUCCUAAAUCGCCCGAGAAUAGAACAUUGACGACCUUACAGAAUGCUUUCCAAGGCGCUUUCGCUCAGCCAAUGAUAAUACACGCAGGUGUUGUCAGUGGUACCGAAAAUACUGUUAAAGCCGAAGGUAUUGCAGCUAGAAGGACUUCUAUCAAUACCAGGCAGAUCACAAUAAAUGGAACUAUUGUGGAAACACCAUCUCCAGGACCUUCUAAUGAAAUGACUAUGACAAUAACAGAACAGAUGAAGUCGGGCACUGUGAUUUUCGACCAAAGUAAAACGACCAAUGUCCAAGUGUCUACGAACCAACAAAUGAUGUCUUCACCACAAAUAGUCGUGACACCACAGAUGCUACUUCCUCCUAAGACGAGUUCUGCAGGCGGUCAGAAGAUAAUGACGCCGCAGAUCAUAACGCAGCCUAACAUUCUACCCUAUAACAUCUGCGUGAAACCAGGCACUGGAAACGCUAAUAUACAACAAAUACAAGGCAAUGACAUGACACAGCUGCUGUCAGGACCAGGUGGUAUUCAAGUUAUAUCAUCAAACUCCAACCAGGUCCUAACAAUACCUCAGAACCAACAAGGGGGUAUGAUCCAAGGACAGAUGAUUCAAGGCAAAAACCAUGUAGCCAACUUCCCCAAUAUGGCCAGUGCAUCAUCAAUCGCAUUGCCAGUGAACUCCAUACAGGGAAUGCCUAAUACAUCUAUUAUACAAAACAUUCAACCUAUGAUUCGACCUCAGAUACAAGGCAAUCCUACUAUCGUUGUUCCUGCAAUGACAGCUCAGAGGUUACAAUCACCAAAUUCUCAAACCAAACAACAGUUAAUAUUACCAGGCAACACGCAGAAGUCUCCCAAAAAGCAACCAACCCAAGUUCAACCAAAACCAAUGUUCCAAACAACAAAUCGUGGUAGAGGACGACCAAUUCCUAAACCGACCACUAUUAAGAGACAAACCAAAAUGGAGAAGACUUAUACUACUAUCAACCAGACCCCACUAGGUCCUGGUAACACUGUUAUACAGCUGCAAACCAACAACCAGACAGGCCAGCCGUCAAUCAUAGUGCAGCCAGUCUCUAACCAGAACAUAAUGUCUGCUUAUGUAGAGGCAUUAUCGCAACAACAGAAUCAAAACAUGCAGUACAUCGCAACCAUUGCUCCACAAGGAGACUUUAAAGCUGGUCCCACCCAGUUUAUCUCUCAGAGUGGUCUAGUACCGCAAACAUUCCAAAUACAACAGACAGAAUCAGGAGGAUUGGUUGCUGUUCCGAGCGGCGGAAUACCUGUAUUGUUACCGCAAGGAAACGUUGGAAUAUUGCCUCAAGCUCUUCAACAAGGAGCGACCAUUUUACCUCAGGGUGCAAUCCAAACACAAGGCAUUAUAUCUCAGGGUCCCAACGGACCUACGAUUCUUCCACAAGCGAUACAUACCCAAAAUGGUACUACCAUCAUUCCACAAGGAACAAUACAAGGAUUGACAAAUGGAAAUAUUACGUCACAGGCCACUCUGCUGCCCAAUAACACAUUACAAACAGCAGGAGCAACGGUCGUGCCACAAAGUGGUAUUAGCAAUGGUCAGACAACUAUCAUACCGAAUACACUACAAACACAGGGCAAUACCCUGAUCUCUUCAGGCCCAGGAGGUACGACAAUCUUACCACAGGGCACUUUAUUGCCACAAUUUUGUAAUGACCAAGUACUUCUAGGCUCCACGCCUACAUUAGAAAUGGUAACGGACCCGUCUGGCUGCAUGUACUUAACGACGACACAGCCUGUUUACUAUGGACUGGAGACUAUUGUCCAAAACACAGUGAUGUCUUCACAACAAUUUGUGUCAACAGCUAUGCAAGGAGUGCUUGCACAAAACAGUAGUUUUUCAGCUACAACUACACAGGUGUUCCAAGCAAGCAAGAUAGAACCGAUCGUAGAAGUGCCCACAGGAUACGUUGUGGUGAAUAAUGUAGGAGACAGCGUGGCUGUAUCGUCGACACCUAACGUGGUUACUGCGCAAACAGUACAGUCAUCUCCCCAAUCUAUUAAGAAUGUUAAAGCUACUGUUCCUAACCUGACGUUGCAGCCGUUGCCUGAUAAGUCGAGCAAUAACAACCGACAGACACCUAAAGUAAUACAAAUGAGUCCAGCACCGCUAACAGUUGGCUCUCAAUCAGGUCCAGCUAUUAUCUCUGGCCGUCAGAGCAUAAACCCUAUUACUUCACAAAUUCACGGCAUGACUAUUUCAAGCUCGCCUCAGAACAUACAACGAGGAAACAUACCUAAACCCAGUGUUGUGUCGAUGUCUCCGAAUGUAACACUCGUGUCGUCGACCGGACAGCCUGUGAUGGCGAUCUCUCAAUCGGUACCAGCAACAUCGUUCCCUAUGCAGUCAAUACCAUUGACACAACCCAUUGUGUCGAGUUCUAUUGCGCCACCAGCUAAGACAAAUUACAAGCUCGAGAAUUCUCAUGUUAUUGAAAUCAGUGGUGGCAACCUGCAUGACAAUUCUAACAACGCAAACAUGCCUACCAUCAGUGUGACACAAAGCAUAAAAUCACCUACGCCGUGGAGGCAAAUCACCCAGCCUAUCAAUACCAGCAUGGAUAAUAAAAUUGAACACCAGAACAUUACUGUGAAGCCAAGCACUGUCAACACCAGUUCAAUGAAUAUCCAGAGUAAUGUAAUGGCUGGAAGGUCGCAUUUGAAUAAUGAUCAUGACAAGGGUAACCAGAACUGUUUGAUACAAAUGCCCAAUAACUCGAUGUCGACCAUGAAUAUGCAUUCUCACCAAUUCGAGCAGAGUCUCAAUGUGAGCCACCAUUCAACAUCACAUACUACAUCAAACAAUGUUAUUCAGAUUACUGCUGGAAACAUCUACCCACCAUCAUCAGCAAUGAACAGCAACUUUGAUGCAGAUACUUCGUUAAAGUUGAGCAAAAUCAAUGCUCUUUCAAAAACUGAAGGUGGUCAUUUGAAUUUCUCACAAGAGAUAAUGGCUUCACAUUCACAACAACAUGCUAACAAUGACAAAACUUUCCAAAACAUGGGACCUGUGGAAAACAAACAUAACAACGAUAACUUGUCCAGUCAGAUGAACACUCAUAAGCUGAGUAACUGCCAGAUGAGCAGCAAUAUCAACAACUCUCCUGCGAUCAGUAUCAUUCCUCAUAAUGUAAUGCGACCGCAGCUACAGAACAAUCAGAAUACUAUCUCUGUACCUAAUAAUCAAAACCAAAUGUGCUCGUUAUCUAAUAACAGCUCACAUGGACAAGUGCAAAUAUUGAAUUCCGGCAAUAACUCCCUACAAAAUAUGAACAUGUCGUGUCAAGAGACAACUAAUAGUAGAAUGAACAUCUCAGUGUCUAGUGACAACAGUAUGCAAUCAAACCAGCAACAUGACAUGUCCAGUUCUAUGAAUACGUCAAACAUGUCUCACAGUAACAAUAUGCCGAUGAUGUCGCAUGAUAAUAAUCAAAUCCCAGCCCCCAACCAGAUUCACAUAAUGAAUGGGCAAAUUCAACACAACCGCCAAGUUGAAAACAACCAAUUACAACAGAUUAAUCAACAGACGCCAACUAGGAACUUCCACGAUAAUAUGAUGAAUCAACAACAAAACCAUAAUCAGACAAAUAUGCUUUCCAACCGAAGCACUCCUGACAACACUAAUAUUAUGAAUCAGUCAAUGAACAUGCAUAAUUUGGGAGCCAACAGCCAUAAUAUAAAUCGGUCUGAUUUGGGCGAUCUCAACCAUAUGCAUAUGCAACAAACAAUGACAAGCAUGAACAUGCAAAAUAACCGAAUGAUGAUCGACAAUAUGCAAUCUCAUAGUAUGGGUAACAUGAGUCAUAAUAUGCAUUCCAAUAGAUCUAUGGAUAAUAUACACAAUUCCCAAAUGCAUAAUAUGCAGCAGAUGAAUCAUCACACGUCGAACAACUCUCGAGGACAAAUGGACAAUACCAUGCACGUAAACCAGCAAAUGUCCAUGCAACAGAACAGACAAAUGGAUAAUGUUGGUCUACAUCACCAACACCAGAUGUCGAAUGUGAUGCAGAUACAAAAUAACCGAACCCAUGUCGACAGCAACAUGAUGAAUAUGCAUCAACAUGUUCCCAACCAAAUGCAUAACCGACAGCAGAUGGACAAUAACAAUAUACAUAUGCAUCAUAUGUCGGGAAAUGCCCCAAAUAUUAAUUUAGCCAGCCAGAUGGAUAACUCUGGCUCUAUGCCAAAUAUUCACGGGAAUAGAUACGACAGUAACUCAAUGAACAUGCAAAAUAUGAAUGCUAUGAAUCAAAUCCAGAACAACAGGACUUCCAUGGAACAUUCUUCAAUGAUGCAACAUCAAAUGAACUCUAUGAACAACAUGAGCAUGCACUCCAACCUCAACAGUACAAUGCAAAUUGUCAAUACUAAUCAUCAAUCGAUGAACAGCUCAAUGAUGCAUAUGCCAAACAUUCCCGACAUAAAGAAUGAUAUACAGAGCUCUUGCAGUGGGAGCUGUUCCAAUAAUAGCGCGCAGUUCCCCAACAAUCAGAACACAAUGGAGAUAUGUCCCAAUAUGAGUAUGAAUACCAAUCAAAAUAACAUGAGCAUGGGCACAGGGAAUAUGCUCCAUGGCAUGAAUGUGAACAACUCGAACAUGUCCAACAAUAUGAUGAUGAACAAUGUAAACAACAGCAACAUGUACGGACCAGGCAGCCAGAACAACAUGACUGGCCACGACAUGUUAAUGAGUUGCUCCAACUCUACUGAUCACAACGUGAACAAUCUCAUGUCGGGAACUCCUAACCACAUGAUGUUAAAUAAUUCUCAAAAUCACGCUGCUAACAACCAGAACCAAAUGAUCAGCAACCAAGUAUCUAAUACUUCGCAAAUGAAUAUCAGUAGUUGCAGCAUGAGCACCAAUAAUACAUCACAAAGUCAGAGUAUUACUAACAUGGAUAACCAAAUGAAUCGAAGUACAAUCCCAGUGCCGGACCCGCCUAAGUUUACACAAGACACUCUACGAGGUAAAAAUUUAAUGGGUCCUCCUCCAACUAACAACUUAUCCAUGCCAAAUAUACCAAAUAACAAAGACUGUUCUAAAGUAAAUAUGGUUAAUAAUGAAAAGCAAAACCAUACGAUAUCUGUAAGCAACCAACUCGGAUAUUUGCAAAUGAACCCUCAAAAUAACAACAGAGUUAUCAAUUUACCUGAGAGAAACAGAAUGAACAAUGCAAAUCUGGAGAGCAACAUUAAUCAGCAUGUGCCACAACAACAUAACAUACGCGUGGUCACCAAUAACACCAACAGCAACGUCGCUGGUAUUUCGACUGAUCCUCUUGCUUUCCAACCAAGUAACGACAACAGCAGUACCAUGAUCAAUGUACCAUUCCAGGCUAUUCCAAAUAGUGCUCCUAUGAACAUUAACGUAAACUCGAGCAACAACACCGUAAAUAUCACGGUCCAGAACAAUCUGGUUGAUCCCAAAAUCGCUUCUAAAGCUGCAGCUGACAUAAACUUCCCUCUGCAGACGAAUACCAACUUACUACAAAAUCAGAAUAACGCUAAUAAUCUGAUGUGUAUGCCUGUGGCGAACAAUACGAUCAAUUUGCCGACACAGAACAGCUCGAGCAUAUCAUUACCAAAAGCACCUCCUACUCAGCAAUCUGGCAUUCCUACUAACGUCGUCAAUCCAAUGUCUAUGAGACCUAUGAACAGAGUACUACCUCUGCAUAGAGAUGGACAAAGCAAGUCAUCUACAAAGACCACCAAAACUGUUGCAGUGCCCAAACAGAGGCCUGUGAGUCACGAUAUGCCAGAUUUGAAUAUAAAAGAUGACACUAUUGACAGCGAUCUAGAAAAGGCGAUUGAAGAAUCAAAGCGUAUGAUGGAACUGGAAAAGGCCAAGAAAGAAAAGGAAGAAAGAGAAGCUGCUCAGGCCAUGCAGCUAUCAACCGAAAUACACCAGGCCAAUACAAGUACUGCUACAACGAGCAUGGAUACUGGUAGAAUCAUUGAGUCUACUGAAACCAGCUCUAAGAUGUCUUUACCCAGUUUGGAUGCAGAGAUGAUCGAUGUCGAACCACCCAAAGUGCUUACAGAAAAAGAUACUAACAGGACUCCAGUUGCACCAAAAGUGCCAAGUGCUUCCAGUAAAGUUAUGAAGAGACCUUUGGGAGACAGGAAAACUGAUGUAGAACCAGUUGCGACUAAGAAGCAGAAUAAAACAUCGAAGGAAAACAAACCCACCGCACCCAAGCCUGCUCCUGAGCCAGCGAAGGACGAUGGACCCAAACUAAUUUAUGAAGUAACAUCAGAAGACGGCUUCAACUACACCUCUUCUUCGCUGACUGACUUGUGGGCCAAAGUUGUGGAGGCUGUACAAAAUGCCCGGAAGCAAUCGGGAUUGCCACCGAUUCAGUACAAUCUGCCUGCUAGUCUAUCAGGGGCACAUAUCCUGGGACUGAACAACAAUGCACUGAGAUAUCUUGUCGAACAACUACCUGGGGCAAGCCGCUGCACCAAAUACAAGAUGCGUCAAGGACGUCAGUUAAGCAGCUGGGAUAAUGACUUAGACUUGAGCGAGGGCUUCAAAGAAAGUCCGUGGGGAAGCGCUCGCACCGGACCAAUCGCUAGGAAACAAAAUCAUGACAUGUUUAGUUGGAUGGCGUCGCCUUUCAGGGAAGAGCCACCACCGUUUGGAGGACAGGAAGGAGAAAGCUCGAUUUCUAGGCGCCUUGCAACUUUACCACCGGCUAUGAGAUUCAGACAACUGAAAGAGACAUCUAAAGCAUCCGUAGGCGUUUACAGAUCACAUAUUCAUGGACGCGGAUUAUUCUGCAAACGAGAUAUUGAAGAAGGUGAUAUGGUAAUAGAGUACGCGGGCGAAGUGAUCCGCGCAGUGUUGGCGGAUCAGAGAGAGAAGCGAUAUGAAGCGAUGAGCGGGCGGCGCGGAGUCGGCGGCUGCUACAUGUUCCGCAUCGACGACAAUUUGGUGGUGGACGCCACGCUCAAGGGCAACGCUGCGAGGUUCAUCAACCACUCCUGUGAUCCUAAUUGUUAUUCGCGCGUUGUGGACAUCCAUGGACACAAACACAUCCUGAUCUUCGCCCUGCGCCGUAUUACCAUCGGAGAGGAGCUCACCUACGACUACAAGUUCCCCUUCGAAGAGGUCAAGAUACCGUGCACUUGCGGCGCCAAGAAGUGCCGCAAGUACCUUAACUAACUAUGAACAACCGUUAAGAGUGAGUGAUUUGAUUGUGUCAAUUAUGCUUGUGUUGAUCUAUGAUCAAAGAGGUUUAAAAUGCUGUAAAACCGAACAAAAAUACUGCAAACAGUGAUUGUAGCAAUUAAUUUGUGAUAGUCAUGUAGUGUUUUUGAUCAGUAAAUUUUCCAGCCUCACAGGUUUACUUAACGAAUAGCAUAAUCCUAGAAGUACAUAAAUGAAUUAGACGUAUAACUUAGUGAUAACGUGGGUGACUUGUAAUCGGACGGACAUAUUUGACGGUUCGCCGCAAAAUAUAAAUCGAUGGAUCUCGUGAGAGUUCUAAGUAAGCCUAUUUAGAAUGUAGCUUGCGGAAAUGAAUGCUUGAUGAUGAAAUACUGGGUCGAGCACAAUUAUUACGUGUACAUAUUAACGUAUGUAAGACAAUAAGUCAAAUUCACAUAUCGCGUUACUCCCACCUCGUAUCUUGACACUUAGACUUACUGGAGCCUACCUUAUCGGACAUGAAAACAAUUUAUAUGAAUCUUAAUAUGAUCUCUUUCUUGAAUCUACCCAGUGUUAGAGUUGUUGGAUUUUAUAAUAAUUUUGAAUUAGAUUUAUUUGGAAAAUCGUAUUUUGAGAUAGGUUUUUACAUUUUGUAAAUAUAUUUUAGUUAUGUUGACUUUUUAAGAUGGAUAGUUGACUCGCGAACGGCUUAAGUGUGUGCACUUAACUUUGAUGUGAUAUGAGUAGCCCCGGAUCUGUCGGGUAAGAGAUGGUUAGUGUGUAGUUAGUGUAUAUUUGUUCCUCAUUAUGUUCUUAUAUUUUCUCUUUACUUGUGAUCAGUUAAGUCUCGACUAACAUAGCGCGUAUGUGUACAUAUAUCGAGGGAUCUUUAGGCAUAAAUAAUAAUAAAGUUAGUACAUUCGAGAGGGUAGCGAAGUUACAAGUACAAUGUUACUUUUUAGUAAUUUUAUCAUGUAUUGUAUAGUAAAAUUGUAAAUAAGAGAAAUUAUCUGUCAUAAUAAUGAGUUAAACGACAAAUCGUUUUAUUGUAGUCAUAGUGGUAGGUUGUACUUUAUAGAGUAUAUUUUACGGUGUAUAUAAUAAGUUAUUUAGUGCGCGGAGCGGGGGCCGCAGCCUCGCACUGCGCGUCCCGUCGACAUGUACACUUGGAUCACUCCCAGUUACGAAGCACGGUUUAUCAUAAAAAUGCACAUUUGUUAGCUUUAAUACUACUUCAGCAAAGCUUAAUUGGUUUUAAUUUAGAAGAUAUAUAUUUUUAAUGUUCUAAUCGAUUGCCUGUGUGUUGUUUUAAUUGGCAAAUAUAAUUUUUAUAGCAUUUUUUUCCUAAGCAUUUAUAGACUGAAUUUAAUGCAUCACACAAUAACAGUCAUCACAUGAAUCAGUCAAAUUGCUAGUAAAUCUGCUUCACAAUUUAUUGUUUUAGUAAUAUACAGAUUUAGAUGCAGAAACAAAGACACAUUGAAUUGUUUUGGGUACCAUGCCACACAAUAACUGUUAACUAUACAUUUGUUACUGCAUCUAAUAAUAGCAGUAUUAAAAUAACUUGUAUGUGUCCCCAAGUAUUUUAUAGAUAAAUUCAAAUAGGACAGAUUAAAGUAGGCCCGAAUUAAGAGGUAACUAUUAGUCAUUUUUAAAUUUGUACGUUAGAACAAGAUGCACAUGAUAAUAAAUGUUCCAUAUUUCUAAUAUAAUUAAUGGGUCAUAUACUUUUAAUGUAAUACUGUAAUCGAGGAGAACCAAGGAAUGUGAAAAUUAAAGGAAUUUUAAUGUUGAAUUCAUCUGGUAUGCUGUCAAUAAGGUCUCUAUAUUAAACAACUGUAGGUAGAUAAAUAAUCAAAAUAGACCACUUAUUGAUAAUAUAUCUUAUUAGCAUGACAUUAAAAGUUCUUUUAGAAGUUUAGCUACAUUCACUUCUUACUAUAUCCACUCUUGUUUUACGUGGUAUUAUAAAACUAAAUAUACAAUAGCUAAGGUAAAAUUUUGGUGUUGUAAUAAGCUGUGCAUAUAAUUGACGUUUAAAUAUAUAAUGUGCUACAUACUUUGUUAUACAGGUGUCUUGUUUUAGCGGAUGUCAGAGCCUUUGUUUUAUUUUGUUAUGGGCAGUUUGUCUACUUUGUAGAAUAUUAUUUAAAAUUGUUUUCGUGAACUGUGUUAUUUAUUAGAAUUAUUCACAUUUUAUGUGAUCUUGUACAGCCAUCAAGUAUAAGCUAGACAUCAGUCACAAUAUCCAUUUAGUAAGUGGAUCCGAACUUGAUAUUUUAGUGUUAUUUAGUUGUUAUUAGGAAAAGUAAUUCCAAAGCGGGAUUUAUCAUUUUGAUCAACAUAUCUACUAGUUUAUAUUGCAUAAUAUUGAGCCACUUUCGUAGACAAACAGCCUGAACUUCAGAUGUAAUUUAAAACUAAAAAGAGAUUGCUGAUAAACAUUCUGUUGUAUGUAAACUGUGUUGACUGUGUUCCCAUCAGUGUUUUAAAUUGAUAUUAUCCAGCCAGUAUGGAUAUAUCUGUAGACUAGUCCUAUCGGUUUUAGUACUGAAAUGAUGCGAACGUAGCCAUAACGGUUAUAAGCCAUUCUUUUUAUAAAAAGGUUGUUAUAUUUUGUUUACAUUUGAUACGAGAAGUUAGUCGAAGUUAUAGCCUACAUCGAGUUUAUGAUAAUAAAAGUACAGGUAAUUUUAAUCACUUGAUUAUUAAGAUUAACACAAUAUUUUUAAAGAUGUAGUUUUUAUUUUGUCAUAAGAUUAACAUGCGUUUCUUUUUCCUCUUUCCUCGACAUUUCUUUUGUAAAGUUAUUUUACAGAUAUAACCGUAAUGGUUAUGUCGAUUUUAACAAUGGACUAUAUCAAUUGUAAAUGUUUUAUAAUGAAGUUGAUUUGUUUGGUAGACUCAUGAAUGCUUUAAAAUUGUGUAUAUGUGCAUUUUGUUAGUCGUGUGUACAGUGGCGGUGCGAGCCGUGGUUGAUGUAGGGAGAGCUGUUGAGUUCAGUAUAACAUCAAGUUGUUUAAAUAAAGAAGGCUCCCAGAGACGCAGGCUCACUCUUCCAUUGGCAAUCGCUCCGUGACUCCAUGUAUAUGUUCCCGAUAUUGUGAUGAUUAUUCUAAAUCAACGAAUUAAUGAAAUUGGACAACUAAAGACCUAAUUAGACAUAUUUAAUCAAUUGGACUAAAAUCACUAUAUCACCUGAGAACACCUACAGGAAAUGAAGCGUCAACGGUAGUUGGCGAACGUUCAUUUUAUUUUGCCAAAUAAUAUUUCCGUUCUCUAGUGAAUGUUAUAGUAUAUUUAGAAUUGCAGGUUAGGUAAUCAGUCAUGGGCCCAGACGUAGCUUCACUUUAGCGGCAACAUAUACAUAAAAUUGAAUUAAUUAGAAAUCAAAAGACCAAAUCACCAAGUGAUGAAUCAUUUUGCGUUAAUUAUUAAGUGUAUUGCAUCUGCCCUUGAUAUUAUUUGUGUUAAAAGUAAUGCUUUUAUUUUUAAAUGUACACAAUGCCAUUUUGCCUAAUGUUAUUAUAAAUUAUAAUGAAAUUGCUUUAAAAGCACCAAUUUUACAAUGCAUAGUUCUAUGACCUGUCUAUACAUUUUAUUACUUUAUUUAUUUCUAUCAUUAUUUUGUAUUGUGGUAAAUUUUACCAAAAAUAAAAAUACUAAAAUGUGCUUUA